GAUCAGCGAUGUGUGUGGUUGGGUCAAGCGUUCAUGGGAAAACAUAUCCGCUCAAAUCAUAAUUCGAUCUUUUGAAAAAUGUGGUAUAACAGGAAGUUUAGACAGGAAUUUUGACAAAGAAAAUACGGAAUUGGAAGUAGUUGUUAUUGUUAUAAGUGACGAUGAGACUACGUAG
Molecule: messenger RNA, 175 nt
Organism: Paraglomus occultum
Lineage: Eukaryota; Fungi; Glomeromycota; Glomeromycetes; Paraglomerales; Paraglomeraceae
Source: the annotation of a GenBank genome assembly